GGCGGCGCUGCGGCGGCCCCGGCUGCUCCCGGGCUGUCGCGGGCUGGGGCUGUGGGGCUGGCGGCUGAGGCUCGUGGCCAUGGAGUGGGUUUCGGAGUCGGCGGCUGUGAGGCGGCACCGCGUCGGAGGCGAGCGCCGGGACGGCCCGGCCGCCGCGCCGCCACCGGAGCGGGAGGCCCGGGCGCUGGAGACCCUGGUGGACGCGCGCGGCGGCAGCGGCAGCGGCAGCGGCAGCGCGAGGACGCGGAAGCGGAGCGGGGCGGGCAGCGGCGGCGCGAGCGGGGCUGCGCGGACCGGGCUGUCCGAGGCGCGCGCCGCGCUGGGGCUGGCGCUCUACUUGCUCGCGCUGAGGACGCUCGUGCAGUUGUCGCUGCAGCAGCUCGUGCUGCACGGGGCCCCGGGCCACCCCCGGGAGUUCAACGCGCGCCAAGCCAGGGAUCAUCUUGAACACAUAACAUCCAUUGGCCCCAGGACUACAGGAAGUCCAGAAAAUGAAAUUCUGACUGUGCAUUACCUUUUGGAACAGAUUAAACUGAUUGAAGUUCAAAGCAGCAGCCUUCACAAGAUUUCCGUCGAUGUACAACGGCCCACAGGCUCCUUUAGCAUUGACUUUCUGGGAGGUUUUACAAGCUACUACGACAACAUCACCAACGUUGUGGUAAAGCUGGAACCCAGAGAUGGAGCCCAGCAUGCUGUUCUGGCUAAUUGUCAUUUUGACUCUGUGGCAAACUCACCAGGUGCCAGUGAUGAUGCUGUUAGCUGUUCGGUGAUGCUGGAAGUCCUCCAUGUCUUGUCAACGUCUUCAGAAGCCUUGCAUCAUGCUGUCAUAUUUCUCUUUAAUGGUGCUGAGGAAAAUGUUUUGCAGGCCAGUCAUGGUUUCAUUACUCAGCACUCCUGGGCCAACUCAAUUCGUGCAUUUAUUAACCUGGAGGCAGCAGGUGUAGGAGGGAAAGAACUUGUAUUCCAAACAGGUCCUGAAAAUCCUUGGUUGGUCCAAGCUUACGUUUCCGAAGCCAAACAUCCUUUUGCGUCUGUGGUGGCUCAGGAGGUUUUUCAGAGUGGCAUCAUUCCUUCCGAUACUGACUUCCGCAUCUACAGGGACUUUGGGAACAUUCCAGGAAUAGACUUGGCUUUUAUUGAGAACGGAUACAUUUAUCACACCAAGUAUGACACAGCGGACAGAAUUCUAACAGAUUCCAUCCAGAGAGCAGGUGACAACAUUUUAGCAGUUCUUAAAUAUCUAGCUACAUCUGAUGUGUUGGUUUCUUCUUCUAAGUACCGGCAUGGGAACAUGGUCUUCUUUGAUGUGCUCGGCCUGUUUGUCAUUGCCUACCCCUCUCGUGUUGGCUCCAUAAUUAACUGCAUGGUGGUAAUGGCUGCUGUUCUGUACCUGGGCAAAAAGUUGUUGCAGCCCAAACAUAACACAGCUAACUACACGAAGGACUUCUUCUGUGGAUUUGGCAUCACUCUGAUAGGCUGGUUCACUAGCCUGGUGACCGUCCUCAUUAUAGCCGUGUUCAUCUCUCUGAUUGGACAGUCUCUCUCAUGGUACAACCACUUCUAUGUCUCCGUUUGUCUUUAUGGAACUGCUGCUGCAGCCAAGAUAAUAUUCAUACAUACCCUUGCAAAAAGAUUUUACUAUGUGAACGCCAGUGACCAGUAUCUGGGAGAAGUGUUUUUUGACAUCGCGCUGUUUGUGAAUUGUGGUUCCCUUAUAGCUCUCAUUUAUGGAGGAUUUUGCUCGGCAUUUAUCAGUGCUGUCUGGGUGGCGUUUCCAUUGCUCACAAAGUUUUGCGUGCACAAGGACUUCAAGCAGCACGGUGCCCGAGGAAAAUUCAUUGCCUUUUACCUCCUGGGGAUGUUUAUUCCUUAUCUCUAUGCGUUAUACCUCAUCUGGGCGGUGUUUGAGAUGUUUACCCCCAUCCUGGGGAGGAGUGGUUCGGAAAUCCCACCGGAUGUUGUGCUGGCUUCCAUUUUGGCUGGUUGUACAAUGAUUCUCUCCUCUUAUUUUAUUAACUUCAUCUACCUUGCCAAAAGCACACAGAAAACCAUGCUCACUUUAGCUCUGGUGUGUACAAUUACAUUCCUCCUUGUUUGCAGUGGAACUUUUUUCCCAUACAGCUCCAAUCCUGCCAGUCCAAAGCCAAAGAGAGUGUUUCUUCAGCACAUGACAAGGACAUUUCAUGACUUGGAUGGAAAAGUAGUUAAACGGGACUCUGGAAUAUGGAUCAAUGGGUUUGAUUACACUGGAAUGUCUCACAUCACCCCCCACGUCCCGGAGAUCAACGACACCAUCCGAGCGCACUGCGAGGAGAGGGCCCCCCUCUGCGGUUUCCCGUGGUACCUCCCAGUGCACUUUCUCAUCAGGAAAAACUGGUAUCUUCCUGCCUCAGAAGUUUCUCCCAGAGAACCUGUUCAUUUCAGACUUAUAUCCAAAGAGCAGACCCCCUGGGAUUCUGUAAAGCUGACCUUUGAAGCAUCAGGACCAAGCCAUAUGUCAUUGUAUGUUCGACCCCACAAAGGCUCAACACUUUCUCAGUGGUCUCUCGGCAAUGGCACCCCGGUCACAAGUAAAGGAGGGGACUACUUUGUAUUUUACUCCCAUGGACUCCAAGCCUCUGCGUGGCAGUUCUGGAUAGAAGUACAGGUCCUGGAAGAGCAGCCCGAGGGAGCCGUCACCGUGGCCAUCGCUGCCCACUACUUCUCUGGGGAAGACAAGCGGUCCCCCCAGCUGGACGCCCUGAAAGAGAAGUUCCCGGACUGGACCUUCCCGUCUGCCUGGGUGUGCACCUACGACCUCUACGCGUUUUAACCUUGUGAAUGGGCUGAGCCAAUGCCCUGUGGGAUGCUUCAGGUGACAUGGUCUCUCCUUAAGCUACAUGGAUAUUUGUAAUGUAAGGCAAUGAAUUUUAGCAAGUUUUGUGGGCUAGCCCUCUCGGGGCCAAGCACGGUAGUGGUUGUGCUGUGGGGUAGUGACACAUGGCCUUUUUAAAACUUGAAAAUGCCAGCUUUCUGGCACUUAAGCACACGUGGGUACUACCACUACACUAACAUGUCAUUUUACAUGACCUUACGGACAAAAGCCAACAGACCAACAGCUGUCCCCGGAGAGUCAUGAAAGAUGCUGAAAGUACUACAAGACCAUUGUUAAUGAGACAAAUGGCAUUUCCAAUGAAAGCCCAAGACCAUUGUUGUGUCAUGGAUGUGGGUAAAUUGCCAGUCACUGGAGUAAUGAUUCCCCUGGAGGCCUACUGUAGGUCACUAGGAAACUAUUACAAAAGGACGGGAAGCACCUUUGGGCUUUUGAGGCCCCAGCCUGUGCUGGGAGAAGUGUCUGCGGGCAGCUUCUAGGGUGUGCGCUGGAGCCCAGGACCCCUGGUGUGGAAGCCGGUGUUCAGCUGGUGGUUCCUCGCCUUCUGAGGAGUGGUCAGUGCAAUCCUUGUUGCAAUGCUCAUUUCCCUCUGGAAUAUCUGUCCCCCCUCCCCACCUUAUCGAUGGUCUACCCCCUCCCCACCUUAUCGAUGGUCUACCCCCUCCUGUUUUCACAGGUUCUCUUGGUCCAGAAUAUCAGUUGUUUGUGCAAGUACAGGACUUUCACUUCCUGCCCCAGAGCCGGGUUGCCAUGGCGUCUGUUCUGGGGAGGGAGGGUGGGUAAUAGUGACUGAGCAUUUUAUACAUACUUAUUCUCUUUGUUUUGUAGAAGGGAAUUUUCCAAGGUUAAUCCUUAAGGGCAUAAUUUUAUUGAUGCAUGGGGUCCUUAUUUUUGUCUGUUUUCUAACCAGCUGAACAGAUUGGUUUCUCAGUAACUUAGUGUCCAGCAGAACGGCUUCCCUGUAGCUGCUGGGGUUCAGACCCUGCAUAAUGGCAACCCUAGGACUUAAGAGGUGCUUUUUGUUUUGAAGAAGGUGGCUGUGAGCAUAUCACAGCAGUGCCCCUGGGUUCCUGGCGCCAGCAGUGGAAGGGCUUGGUGAGAUCCCUGGCAAAUUUUGCUAGCUUUCUUUUUCCCGUUGAGAGAUGUAAAAAGUUGGACUAAUUCUGCAUUUACUAAGCAUAGGCUCCCCCCCCCCCCCCCACACACACAAAACAUUUUAAAGAAAAGCUACAAUAAGAAUUGGCACUUGGACCCAUUUGAACAGAAAGAUUAUAGUAAGUGUGCAUCACGGGAGGAAAUUCUUGAAACACGAUGGGAUUUCUGAUCAUGCUCCUCAUAUUGCCUGCCUAAUUUGUGGCUCUUUAAAACUCACUGGGCCCACAAACAGGGCUGCAGCCAGAGCUGAGUGAUGACAUGCUGGCUGUGACAUGCAUGGGCACUAGAGCCAUUGCUUUUUUUUGACUUUGUAGAAACCACAUAUUUCUAGCCUCAAGUGCCUGACUCCUGCCACAUUUAUCUGUCAGGCGGUAAUUAAGUGUUUAUAGCUUGUAUGAAAUCACAGUUGUGGAGGAAAAGUUAGAAACUUAAUAGCUCAAUGAAUUUUAAAAUACAGUCAGUCCUCCAUAUUUGAAGGUUCCACAGAUGGAAAAUAUGCAGGAAAAAAAGUUACAUUAUUGUUGACAUGGACUAGCUAGGCCUACAGUGGUUGUGUCAGUAGUAAACAUGUAGACUUUUUUCCUUACCCUUAAAAAAUACAGUAUAACUGCUGCUUACAUUAGGUAUUACCAGUAUAAGUAAUGUAGAGAUGAUUUAAAGUAUAUGGGAGGAUGUACGUAGGCUAUAUGCAAACACUAUGCUAUUUUAUAUAUGGGACUUAAGCAUCUAUGGAUUUGGGUAUCCAAGAGGGUGGUUCUAAGGGAUGACUGUACAAGCAUAUUUUUGUGAGUAAUCUGAAAUUAUUUUUAGGUAAAAAAGGCAAAACCCCAAAUGUGUUACUUGUGAUUAGUUUCCUUUGGGAAGGAUGUUGUUACUCCUUUUUUCAGUAACAAUCACGGUUCUCUUUUUGCCCUUGAAUUGUACCUUUAUAUGUAAACAAUUAUGUUUUUAGGCUUUCUUUAGUAUUAUAAAGCUUCCACAUUAUGCAAGAUUGGUAACAAAUCUCUGGGCAUGCUUAAUCUUCUGGGAUGUUGAUUUAAUGGCAGAAAUGGUUAAAUAAUUCCAAUAUUCGUGGCUCUAUUAAUAAGCACACCACUGUUAGAACCCCUCUGAAAUGAAAGAAUUUUGUUUUUAAGUAUCUGAUCAUUUGAAUAACCUUUUAAAAAAAGUGUUUGCAAAUUCUAAAAUACAUGAUUUCCUACAGAAUUUAAAUGUAAGUAGCACAUUCAGGGAAAGUGUAAAUAAUUGUGAUUUCGAAGGAAUUAUUUCUUAAAAUUUACUGUGUUGUCCUGAAAAAAAAUUAUUGAUGCAUGAAGUAUCUGUUUACAGCAUGCUAGGAUUCUUAAAAUGUUGCUGAGGGGGCCAUAACCCAGCUUGCUGACUCAGGAAGCUACAGAAAAAAUGAUUAUGUCUGUCCAUUACUUUUCACUGGUUUCACUUGAGAAUUAAUUGUUGCCUUACAAUGUUACUGAAAUAAACUUUAAUAUACUAGUUAGUAUAUUAAAAUAGAAAAAUAUA
This is a messenger RNA of Myotis myotis, 5545 nucleotides long. RefSeq names its product endoplasmic reticulum metallopeptidase 1 (gene ERMP1). The transcript is spliced from 15 exons. The record is from RefSeq and is a predicted model, not a curated record. The coding region runs from base 80 to 2812 and encodes 910 amino acids. Lineage: Eukaryota; Metazoa; Chordata; Mammalia; Chiroptera; Vespertilionidae. Gene Ontology annotation, biological process: proteolysis. Gene Ontology annotation, molecular function: metalloexopeptidase activity.